This is a messenger RNA of Adineta steineri, 1176 nucleotides long. NCBI's taxonomy places the organism in Eukaryota, Metazoa, Rotifera, Eurotatoria, Adinetida, Adinetidae. The record is from the annotation of a GenBank genome assembly.
AUGCCACUAAGUUCAUUUAAUGAAUCUCAAAAUUUUCAAUUUGAACAACGUUUAAAUUCAAAUUAUUAUCGAGAAUAUGUAUUGAAUAAUCGAAGUCCUCCAAGACCAAUACCAGUAUCACCUCGUUCUCAACGUUUAAAUUCUCGUAAUGGAAAUAGAUUGACUAUCUUUGACCAAUUAUUUAAUAAUCAAAAAGAUUUCUUAACAAUCGAUCGUGCAGCUUAUAAAAUUCGUAUGAAAUCUGAUCUCAAUAUUAAUACAUUACGAGAUGCUACUCAUCGAUCUUAUCAUCAAGUACAUAAUCGGAUAAAUUCUAAUAUUCUACCACCACCAGCAACAACAACAAUGAAAACAAAUUCUCGUCAACCGACAGUUCUUGCUAUGACAACAAUUUCAAAAAAAACAAUUAAUAAUAAUAAUGCACUUAAAGGUAUCGAAGGAAAUUCUAUAUGUGUUGAAACAGUUGAUAAAAUUAUAAAACAAAUUCAUAAUAUAGAAGUACGUCCUGUUAAUAAUUUUGAUAAUUCAUUAAUUUCGAUAUCAAAUAAUCAAUCAAAUAAUGAAUAUAGAGCACCGAAAUCAUCACUUACAUUAGAACGUAUUGUAAAACAACCACAAGCAUUAACUGAAUGUCAGUUUAAUGUUCCAUCUUUAGUACGUAUAUCAUCUCGACUUCAAGGAACAGAAAAAUCAAAUGAUAUUGAUUCAAUUGAUCAAUCUUAUGAAACACUUAAUUCACUUGAACAACAAUCAUCCAUGACAAAUUCACAAGAUAUACGAAUACAAAAAUCACGUAAAAAAUCUUUAAAACAUUCAGAAAAACAAGUAUAUGUAUGUAGUAAAUUAAAUCUUAAUUAUCCAAAUAGAUAUAAAAGAAAAGAACCAAUUAUAUCUGUAUCAAAACAUCCAACAGCUAGAUUUAUAAUUCCAUGUAUGAAUUCAUAUUCCUAUUUUACAAAACAAUCAACAGAUGAAUUACCAUCAUUAACCACUAAAAAAAUUCAAGAACAAACAUUUCUCAAAGAUUCAUUUCAACAAUCAUCAAUAUAUCUUGAUGAACAUUCACAAUUUUUAAAUAAUACAAUCAAAUCAAUGAUUGGCUUAACUGAUUACGAUGAUGAUUUACGAAAUCCACCGAAUACAAUUAUUAAUUCUGAUACCCAACAAGAUACAUAA